Molecule: messenger RNA, 1826 nt
Organism: Pygocentrus nattereri (red-bellied piranha)
Lineage: Eukaryota; Metazoa; Chordata; Actinopteri; Characiformes; Serrasalmidae
Gene: trmu
Product: tRNA 5-methylaminomethyl-2-thiouridylate methyltransferase
Exons: 11
Coding region: 33-1313 (426 amino acids)
Biological process (GO): tRNA wobble position uridine thiolation
Cellular component (GO): mitochondrion
Molecular function (GO): sulfurtransferase activity
Source: RefSeq, a predicted model, not a curated record
CAUGACGGCUUCGGGAAAGAGAAUCAUGAUUAAUGUCGUGCUUGUCAAGAGUCAGAGUACAAAACAUGGGUGUAGCGAGACACGUAGUGUGUGCAAUGUCCGGUGGAGUGGACAGCUCUGUCGCUGCUCUUUUACUCAAGAAAAGAGGCUAUCAUGUCACUGGGGUUUUCAUGAAGAACUGGGAUUCCUUGGAUGAAAGAGGAGUGUGUACCUCAGAAAGAGACUGUGAUGAUGCUUAUAAAGUGUGCCGGGUGCUGGAUAUGCCAUUCCAUCAGGUCUCCUAUGUCAAAGAGUACUGGCACGAAGUAUUUAGUAAUCUUCUUAGGGAAUACCAGAAGGGCAGAACUCCAAAUCCUGACAUAAUAUGCAACAAACAUAUCAAAUUCAAACACUUCUAUCAGUAUGCAGUCAGUUCUUUAGGUGCUGAUGCCAUGGCAACUGGUCACUAUGCAAGGACUUCUCUGGAGGAUGAGGAGGUUUUUCAGCAGACACACACACCAGUACCACGGCCUCUCUUCAGAGAUCGCUUGGAGAUCAGAAAUCCUGUGAGGCUGUACCAAGGUGCUGAUCGCCUUAAAGACCAAACAUUCUUCCUCAGUCAAAUUUCCCAGGAUGCCUUGCGGCAGACCAUCUUUCCAUUAGCGGGACUCACUAAAGAUUUUGUAAAGAAGAUUGCUGCUGAGGCAGGGUUCCAUCAUGUCCUGAAGAAGAAAGAGAGCAUGGGAAUCUGCUUCAUUGGUGAGCGACACUUUGAAGAUUUUAUUCUUGAGUAUUUAGAACCCAAACCUGGACAUUUUGUCUCUAUUGAAGAUGGGAAGAUAAUGGGGAAGCAUAAAGGUUGGUUCACAUUUACCUUAGGACAGAGAGCACGGAUAGGAGGCCAGAAAGAUCCGUGGUUCGUGGUUGAUAAAGAUAUCACGACUGGAGAGAUAUUUGUUGGCCCUACCACCAACCACCCAGCACUGUUACGGGACACAGUACAGACAAAUCGGUUUCACUGGAUAACUGAGGAGCCUCCUGCUGAACUGAUCCGAACUCAGAUGAUGGACUGUCACUUUCGCUUCCUACACCAAAUGCCUUUAUGUCCUUGCACUGUGACCCUGAAUCUGGAUGGAUCAGUGUGGAUAACAGCAAAAAGGCCACUGAGAGCACUCACACCUGGACAGUUUGCGGUUCUGUAUAAGGGAGACGAGUGUCUGGGCAGUGGGAAGAUUGUUCGGCUGGGCCCAAGUGAACACACACUCCAGAAACGCCACCUUCAACUGAGCAGAAACCCUAAAAACUCAGAACAGUCAUCAGAAUCGGACAGCUGAAAUGAGCCAUCACACACACACACACACACACAAAUACUCAGUGCAGUCUCACCUGUGUCCUCAUUGGCAGCACUAAUACCUUGGACAGACCUUUCAGUGGAGGGCAGAACCUCAGAAUGGACAUGCGGAGAUGUUCAUGGACAAAGUCAGCAUUUAAAAAUUGGUUUCACUGAUUUAAGUCACUGAAAUCCAUCAUCCAUGCUAUGAUUUUAAAAGGCCCUGGGUUAAUCAUGGAAUAAGACACAAACCUGAAUGUUAUGACAGUAUGGCAUGUGUGUUGUUAUUGUCCUGUCUGGAAAUUGUGUAAUACCACACUAAAUCAAGUGUAAUUUAAAUAUUAAAUCUUUAGCUAUUUAAGUGCGCCUUUUUUUAAGGUGUGUUAUUUUUAUCUUGGUAUAUCUUUUGGAACGAUAAAUGUUUACCAUGAUAUCCAUUGUGGUAUUUGAUUUCUUUACCUGUUUCCUUGUAAGGAGUGCUUUACAAGCAGAACCAGUGAUAAACCGAUAAACAGGA